Hyaloperonospora brassicae is the source of this 3171-nucleotide messenger RNA. The record is from the annotation of a GenBank genome assembly. NCBI's taxonomy places the organism in Eukaryota, Oomycota, Peronosporomycetes, Peronosporales, Peronosporaceae.
AUGGACACGAUAACGUCGUGGCCUCCAGUGCUGCGGACACGUGGACGUGUUAAGGUGAUGACGAUGAUGCUGACAGCGGCUUUGCUUGGAGUCGGGACGGCCAGUGCCUUCGGACUUGUUCCAGUUGAGGCGAAUGGCGUGGACGCUGGCGAGUACGGACUCGGCCACGUGCUGCGGCGUCUCCGGUUGCAGUUGGAACGUGGAAGUGCACAGGCUGCAUUGACGAGAGCUGAUCGUUCUCGACCCUCGUUGCGAGCUCUCAGCGAAGUCGCAUUGACCGUGCCACGAGCAAGUGCUGCGUCUACCGUUGAGUCACUGCCGGUUCAUGACGGAACCUUCGAAGCACGAGUCACAGAUGAAAGCGGCACGAUGGCUCCACCACUGGAGCCAAUUGAGGGGGACGAUGCUGCCUCUAGCACUGUUGCCAACGAAGAAACGAAUGAGGAGGAGGCAAAAGAAGAAGAGGAUAGCGAAGACAGCGACAGUGACAGCGACAGUGAUAGCGACAGCGACAGCGACAGCGACAGUGACGAAGAAGGAAGCGAAGGAGACGAAGAAGGAAGCGAAGGAAGCGAAGGAGACGAAGAAGGAAGCGAAGAAAGCGAAGGAGACAAUGAAGAGAGCAAGGGUGGCGUUGAGAGCAGUGAAGAGAGCAAGAGUGGCGUCGGAGGCAGUGAAGAGAGCAAGAGCGGCGUUGAAGGUAGCGAAGAGAGCAAGAGUGGCGUUGAAGGCAGUGAAGAGAGCAAGAAUGGCGUCGAAGGCAGUGAAGAGAGCAAGAGCGGCGUCGAAGGCAGUGAAGAGAGCAAGAGCGGCGUUGAAGGCAGCGAAGAGAGCAAGAGUGGCGUUGAAGGCAGCGAAGAGAGCAAGAGUGGCGUUGAAGGCAGUGAAGAGAGCAAGAGUGGCGUCGAGGGCAGUGAAGAAAAUGCAGACGACGAUGAUGAUAGUGAAGAGAGCAAGAGUGGCGUUGAAGGCAGUGAAGAGAGCAAGAAUGGCGUCGAAGGUAGUGAAGAGAGCAAGAGCGGCGUCGAAGGCAGUGAAGAGAGCAAGAGCGGCGUUGAAGGCAGCGAAGAGAGCAAGAGUGGCGUUGAAGGCAGCGAAGAGAGCAAGAGUGGCGUCGAGGGCAGUGAAGAAAAUGCAGACGACGAUGAUGAUAGUGAAGAAAACGCCGAUGAAGAUGACGAUAGCGAAGAAAGCGAAGGUAACAGUGGAGUUGGUGAAGAAGGCGAAGAAGAAGAAGGCGAAGAAGGAGAAGGCGAAGAGGGAGAAGAAAGCGCCGGUAACGGCGAAGAUAGCAAAGGCAGUCAGGAGAAGACUGAAGGAAGCAACCAUGUUGAUGAAGGCAGUCGCCGCGACGAAAGCAAAGGGAACGGUGAUGAUGGCGAUGGUACCACCAGCGACAGCGAAAAAUACGAAGGCAACGGUGGCGACAGCGAAGGAAGCAAGGGUAGCGGUCAGAGCAGUGAAGCAAACGAACGCAAUGGCACAAGCAUCGGUAGCGAAGCAGGUGGAAGCACCGGCGGUGAAGCAGGCAAAGGAAAUGGUGAAGGAAUUGGCAGCAAAGCAAGCGAGCACACAAGCAAAAGCGUCGAAAGCGAACUUCGCAAGCAAAAUGGUGCAGGAAUCGACGGCAGCGCAAUCCAGAACAACGGCGAAGGCAUUAUCAGCAAAGCAAGCAAGCACACUGUUGACGAAAGCGUCGAAAGCGUCGACAGCAAAGCGUCAGAGCACAAUGGUAAAGGAAUGAGAGACGCGAGAGAACACAAUGGUCAAGGCGUUGCGAGUGGAGCUAGCGGACAGAACAGCGAAGGCGUCACCAUUGAAGAAGGCAAGCACAAUGGUAAAAGUAUCAACAGCGAAGGACGUGAGCACAAUGGUAAUGAAAGCAUCGGCGGUGAUGCAGGCAAGUACAACGACGAAAGCAUUGGCAGCGAUGGACGCCAGCAAAAUUGGGAAGGCAUCAUCAGUAAAGCAAGCGAGCACAACAAAGAAGGCAUCAGCAGUGAAGCAAGCGAGCACAGCAAAGAAGGCAUCAGCAGUGAAGCAAGCGAGCACAAUGGCAAAGGCAUCGGCAGUGACGCUAGCAAGCACAAUGGUACGAGUAUCACCAACGAAGCAAGCGAGCACAAUGGCAACGACAUCACCAGUGAAGCAAGCGAGCGCAAUGAUGGGGCCACCAGCAGUGUGGCAAGCGAGCACUAUGGUAAAGGCAUCGGCAAUGACGCUAGCGAGCACAAUGGCCAAGGCAUCAAAAGCCAAGCAAGCGCGCUCGAUGGUACGAAUAUCAGCAGCGAACAGCACAAUGGUAAGACCAUCAGCAGCGAAGCAAGCGAGCACAACAGCAGCGAAGCAAGCGAGCACAAUGGCAAAGGCAUCACCACUGAAGCAAGUGCACACAGUGGCAAAGGCAUCACCACUGAAGCAAGUGCACACAAUGGCGAAGGCAUCGCCAGCGAAGCAAGCGAGCACAAUGGCAAAGGCAUCACCACUGAAGCAACCAUACACAAUGGCAAAGGCAUCAGCAGCGAAGCAAACGAGCACAAUGGCAAAGGCAUCACCACUGAAGAAAGUGCACACAGUGGCAAAGGCAUCACCACUGAAGCAAGCGUAUACAAUGGCGAAGGCAUCACCACUGAAGCAAGCGCACACAGUGGCAAAGGCAUCACCAGCGAAGCAAGCGUAAAUGGUACGAGCAUCAGCAGUGAAGCAAGCAUCCAUAACGGUACGAGCAUCACCAGCGAAGCAAGCGGACACAAUGGUACGAGCAUCAGCAGCGAAGCAAACGAGCACAAUGGCAAAGGCAUCAGCAGUGAAGCGAUUGGGCACAAAAUUGGAGGCAUCACCAGUGAAGCAAGCAUGCACAAUGGCACGAGCCAUACUACUGAAGCAAACGAGCACAAUGGCAAAGGCAUCAUCAGCGAAGCAAGCGGACUCAAUGGCAAAGGCAUCACCACUGAAGCUAGUGAACACGACGACAAGGGCACAACCAGCGAAGGAAGUGAGCGUCGCGAUGCAGCAGGCAAGGGCGACACGAAACAUCAAGCUCGCGAUGAGAACAGAUCCAGCACAGAACCCAACGUUCGCCAAGACGCCACAUUCAGCUCAGGAAGCUAUCGCCGUAGCGAAGAGAGCAAGUCGAGCGCUGACGUGAGCUGCCGGAUGACGGAAACGUGA